Molecule: messenger RNA, 1910 nt
Organism: Pogona vitticeps (central bearded dragon)
Lineage: Eukaryota; Metazoa; Chordata; Lepidosauria; Squamata; Agamidae
Gene: FOS
Product: Fos proto-oncogene, AP-1 transcription factor subunit
Biological process (GO): regulation of transcription by RNA polymerase II
Cellular component (GO): nucleus
Molecular function (GO): DNA-binding transcription factor activity, RNA polymerase II-specific; RNA polymerase II cis-regulatory region sequence-specific DNA binding
Source: RefSeq, a predicted model, not a curated record
CUCUUUACUCCAGUAGCAGAACAGCGUGACUGAAACAGGCAACGGCGUAGAGGGGACGGGGCUUACAAGAAACCCGUUCGCCUAGCCAAACUGCCGUUCCAUUCGGAUAUUUAGCUAGGAGAGAUACAUCACCCUGAAGGGCUUGUACUAUCCCAAGCUAUUCGACAUGAUGUAUCAAGGCUUCACCGCUGACUACGAUGCGUCUUCCUCUCGCUGCAGCAGUGCUUCUCCGGCCGGGGACAGCCUCACUUACUAUCCUUCGCCGGCAGACUCCUUCUCCAGCAUGGGAUCGCCUGUCAACACACAGGACUUCUGCACGGACCUAACUGCUUCCAGUGCCACCUUCGUCCCCACGGUGACUGCUAUCUCCACCAGUCCAGACUUACAGUGGAUGGUCCAGCCCACCCUCAUCUCUUCAGUGGCCCCUUCUCAGAACCGUAGUCACCCGUACGGGCUCCCUGCCCCUCAACCUGCGGCCUAUGCCAGGGCUGGAGUCGUCAAAACGACAGGCAGCAGAGGGCAAAGCAUCGGCAGGCGGGGCAAAGUUGAGCAGCUGACGCCAGAAGAGGAGGAAAAACGAAGGAUCCGAAGGGAGAGGAACAAGAUGGCAGCUGCCAAAUGCCGCAACCGGAGGAGAGAACUCACGGAUACUUUGCAAGCGGAGACCGACCAGUUAGAAGAGGAGAAAUCGGUGCUGCAGACCGAAAUCGCGAACCUGCUGAAAGAGAAGGAGAAGCUGGAGUUCAUCCUGGCCGCCCACCGGCCCGCUUGUAAGAUCCCGGAGGAGCUCCAGUUUUCCGAGGACCUCGCCGUGUCCUCCUCGCUGGAUCUCUUAGCAGAGGCCCCUGCCGGGGCCCACUCCCCCGAGUCCGACGAGGCGGCCUUCGCCUUGCCUCUCCUGCAGGAGCCCGCCCGGGUCGAGGCGGCCAAGGAAAGCAGCGGCCUGGAGCUGAAGGCCGAGCCUUUCGACGACUUCUUCGCCCGCUCGGCUCGCGAGACGCCGCGCUCCGUGCCCGACAUGGACCUCUCCGGCUCCUCCUCCUCCUUCUAUACCGCGGACUGGGAGGCUCUGGGGGGCCCCGUGGGCAGCACGGAGCUGGAGCCCCUCUGCACCCCGGUGGUGACCUGCACGCCCUGCCCCAGCACCUACACCUCCUCCUUCGUCUUCACUUACCCGGAGACCGAGGCUUUCCCGAGCUGUGCCGCCGCGCACCGGAAGGGCAGCAGCAGCAACGAGCCUUCCUCCGAUUCGCUCAGCUCGCCCACUCUGCUGGCCUUGUGAAGGGCCUGGGAUCCCGGAGCAAUAACUACGGGGUUAGAGGCAUCAGCCCGGUGGAGACCGGGCCCACCAACCUCUUUCUUGCUGCUGCUGCUACUACUACUGCAUGGGGCCGUAGGCUGCAGAGGAGCCUCCCUCACCUUCCCGUGGAGCUCCCCAAAUUCCACCCCCUCCACAAGGCCUGGGGUAGACAGAAGCGCCGCCAUCCCGGCGUUUGGGAGGGCCAACCCGGCUGGAGUGAAAAGGACUUUGCCGGAGGGACUACUCCACAGACCUGCCACAGGGCCUGAUACCUCUUCCAGAGAUGUAGCAAACCGCAUGGAAUACGUCUUGUCCCCAUCUAUGAGAACUAGUAGUUUUGUAGCAUGUUCAACAUGGCUGGGUUGGUGAUUCCCUUCCUUCCCUCCUUACUAUCACUAGCAUUAACUAGUUAAGCUGUUGGUUUAAUGAUUGGAAUUUUAAUAUGGUGCUGGGUAUCCUUCAACUCGUAUCUAGUGCAGCUGAUUUAACAAUAACUACUGUGUUCCUGGCAAUAUCGUGUUUUGAUGACUUAGCAAUGAUCCAACUUAACUGCAGAAAAGAGACUAUUUUAUUUUCUGGUAGAUAAAUAAAUAGCUAUGUUGUUCAUGUA